GAUAUUUGUGCAGUCAAUAGGUAAGUUUGUGUUAGCUAUUCGACUCAACCUUCCGUUUACUGACAAUUCUUCCAUAAUAGUCACAAUGUAGUAUGGAACCAUCCCUGGGCUGGUUUUUAGCUGGAUAUCGUGUCUUGAAAAGAUGAAGAUUUUAAAUAAGGCUGCAUUACAACACGCAGAAAAGGUUCUGUGGUCAUACUUACCAAAAGGCUUCAUGGCUUAUGGAUAUCUGUUUGCUAUGAAUAGAGACAAACGACCUACACUAGAGGUUGUUGUGGACUCCUGGCCUGAUUUUAAAACCAUCAUUUGUCGACCGCACCAAAAGAGUGAACACACCCUGCUUUAUAAUGAGGAACUGACUUUCUUCAGUACUGAUGAGAAGGUUCUUAAGAGAAUGUUGACAGAAGACAGCAUCUUAGAUUGGAAUAAAUACUUCAAAAUUGGAGGGAUUGACAUGCUUCAUACCACCAUGUUGAAGGACAUCUCUGCCACAAAAAACGUCACAAUGAGACCGUGUGGUGUAACUCACCUCCUGGAAUUACAAGACCCAAAUCACCUUCCUCACCUGACAGUGAGCAGAGAUGUGGAGGCCAGGAUCUCCUCCCUGAAUGAAUUCCAUGUCGGUUUGGUGAAUGAAACCUGGAAACGUGGAGGUGAUGAAAAUGGUUUCCAAGUAAUCAAACAUCUGAUAAGCCACUUCCCCACAUGUUGCAUCACUGAUGAAGAAGGCCGUCCAGUUUCCUGGGUGCUGCUGUAUGAUUACUGUGCCAUGGGGAUGGUGUACACCCUGCCAGAGCACAGGGGGAAGGGCUAUGCCAAGAUCCUGGUGAGCACCAUGGCAGCAAGGCUCCAUGCCCAGGGUUACCCUGUGUACUGCUACAUCGAGGAGGAGAACCAGGUCUCCUACAGGCUCUUUAAGAAACUGGGCUUUACUGAGGACCCCUCCUACAGGGCCACCUGGUUUGAGUUCAACUACUAA
Molecule: messenger RNA, 979 nt
Organism: Conger conger (European conger)
Lineage: Eukaryota; Metazoa; Chordata; Actinopteri; Anguilliformes; Congridae
Product: glycine N-acyltransferase-like protein 3
Exons: 6
Coding region: 143-979 (278 amino acids)
Cellular component (GO): mitochondrion
Molecular function (GO): glycine N-acyltransferase activity
Source: RefSeq, a predicted model, not a curated record